AUGGCAUUUAUUAUCAUUUUGUGCAUAACGUUACAAUCACGAUUUUAUUGUCAGGCAGUACAAAGGUAUUACGCUGGCCCAAUAACUCCAAAAAUUCAUUUGACCAGACUUUUUAGAUUAAGUUUUCAUCAGUCAAAGGAGAAUAUAUCUCAAUCCCGUUUUGUUUAUAAAUGCAUUGAUUGUAGCUUUAGUGUACGCAAAAUGUAUUUUAUUCCAAUUGUUUAUUUAAUUAUUGACCAUUUUCUUGAUUGUAAAGAACAUCUUGUAAUUGAAAAUAUUCGUAAAGUGUUUCUUGAAGAGAGGUUUGUUCUUAUUUUGUUAUUUAUAAUUAUCGGUUUUCAUGGAAGCUGA
This is a messenger RNA of Meloidogyne enterolobii, 351 nucleotides long. The record is from the annotation of a GenBank genome assembly. NCBI's taxonomy places the organism in Eukaryota, Metazoa, Nematoda, Chromadorea, Rhabditida, Meloidogynidae.